CGGAUCUUUUCAGUCAAGUGUUGGCCGCGCUCCGUAGCUGUCGCCGCCGCCACAGCUCCCCCCACCCGUUUACACGUAACAACUAUCCCCCCACCACGUAUUAUUUUAUUUCGUCCUUGCUGAUUUUUACACUCGACAACGUUUUCUCUUUUUCGCAGAAAUUUAAAAAAAAUUUGAUUACGUAAAUAUCGUGUGAUUUGCAACAACAUUUUUCCAAACAAAAAUCAAGUGAAUGUGGUUUUCUCAAAAUUAAGUGCGUCCAAGUGUGUUGUUGUCGUCUGUCUGGAUGUUGUUGGGGGAAAACGCGUGGUCGGAGCGAACGAACGAACUUUUUUCUUUUCCCCCUAUUUUUAUUUUGUCACGCGGCCAUCUGGAUUAAUCUAAGAAAAUAGUCACGUUGAUUUUGUGUGUGUGUGUGCCGUGUGUGUCGUGUUGGAAGUGACUUUGAACCGAGAGCUGAAAGUAAAAAAACGACCCCAAAAAAUGUCUCCAAUGCAAAUGUUUGGACGUCUAGUAGACGUGAGUCGAGUGAAUUUAAUUAGCAGAUGUGGCGUCAUGUUGUUGGCGAUGACUCUGUUGACGCAGAAUUUCAUGGCCGGAGCCUUACCGGCGUCGGGAGGAAGCUGCGAUUCGGUCCGUGAUGUCAUGACGUCACUCAAACUGGCUCAGACCGCCAUGGUUAGUGAAUCGCCUGUCGCAGGUGGAAACGGUUUGGUUUGCGAGGGAGAGCGGACGUGUUGCCCGGCCAAUGUCGAGUCUGCCCUGCGCCAUUCGGCCGCAUCGGAUUUCCAUCACGCCGUCCGCCAGUCGAGCCAUCAACUGCGGCACACGUUGACCCAGUCGUCUACUGCCAUCCAAGGUCAAGUUGUUCAACACGUGAGAGCGUCGAUGAUGAAGACGCAGACAAUGUUUGGCCAACUCUACAAGAGACUGGCCCUCCUGGCCAAGGAGCCGAUCCAGCAGCUGUUUGAUCAAUUGGAGCGAUUCGUUUCGCCUCCGGCCGAUGGUGGCGACAGUGGCGGUGAUCCGGCGGACGUCAGUGACGCCGUCAACGGAUUUUUCGACGAUUUGUUUCCCAGACUGUACGGCCAGAGUCCCAGGAGCGUCCAGGGCCCCUCGCUGCCGGCCGACAGCUUUGGCCAGCGUCUGCCGCAGGACUAUGUCGACUGUUUGCGGCACGCCCAGUCUGAAUUGCGCCCGUUUGGCGAGAUUCCACGACGGCUGGCCAACAGCCUGGCCAGGAGCCUGGACGCGGUUCGCUCUCUACUUUCCGCCCUGGACCUGGGCGCCCGCGUCCUCAACGCCACGGAUCACGCCGAAUUGAACGGCCAAUGCCGCGACGCUCUACUCCGGGCCACUUACUGCGCCCAGUGCCGGUCGUUGAAGCGCCAACCGACGACAACGACGACAACUUUAGUCAACAACAGCGGCGGCCAAGUCUGUCGCGGCCUCUGCUCCAACGUGGCCCGCGGAUGUUUGGCGGCCGUGGCCGACGUGGACCAGCCGUGGAACGAGUGGGUGGACGCAAUGGAGCGUCUAGCGGCCGCUCUGCUCAACAAGGCCGGCGCCACCGUGGCCGAUCUGGGCCCGCACGACAUUCUCUCGUCCGUCGACAGCCGAUUGUCCGAGGCGGUUCUCUACGCCCUGGAAAACGGGCCGCUCCUUGAAAAGAAGGUCAAGAAAAUGUGCGGUGAAAACGGGACGGGCAAAGAUGGAGCCUCCUCUUCCGGCGACGAUUCGGCUACUUUGGACGCUGAAUCGUCGUCGUCCGUUUCGCCUUUGGUGGCCGUCCAGCCGCAGCCCGUUGAAGAUUUGAGUCCCGUCCUGGAAGGCGGCCAAGGCGGCGGAUUAAAGUCGCGACUCGAGUCGCUCCUGCCCAUGUUGGCCGCUGCCCGCGGUUUCUAUUCCAACUUGCCGGACGCUGUUUGCACCCAACCGGGGACGCCUUUCCAGGCCGUCAUGAGCGACGACCAGUCAAACUGCUGGAACGGCCAGAGAUUUGCAGAGUACACUAAACCCAUUUCCGGGAUUGGCAUCGGAGCUCAGAAAUACAAUGCGGAAGUUCGAGUGUCUAGAAGUGAUGUCGAUUCACAUCUGGUCCAGCUCAGCGAUCGGCUUAGACACGUCAGACAGGUUUUGAUUAGUAAAACGGUGGCAGCUCCCGAACCCGACUCUUUGGUGAUGGCGGAUUUCGGAUCAGGAUCGCCAGAUGGUGGAAGCAACGAAGGUUCUGGCAACGGCGCCGGAACUGGCAUGGGAGGCGGACACGGCCGAGGCGGAUGGGAUGGAUCUGAUUCGGAGCCGGAUGAUGAUGGCACUGGAGGAGUUGGACACGGAUUUCCCGAUGGCGAUCUGGACGGUUCCGGCUCCGGCCAGGGACCACACCCUGGCGGCGACUGGGAGGACAGCGAGAGCGGCGGAGGCGGCGGAAGCCAAUCCAAGAAACCGGGAACUGACGACAUUGAAAUCAACGGUGAAACGACGCCACGCGUCACAGUCAACGGACCGACGGGAGGAGGAGCUGGUGGUGGAGCGGCCGCAGGAGGAGGAGGAGGAGGAGCCGGAGGAAGUGGAGGCAGUUCCGGAAGCAGCCGGACAUCAAAUAUCUUGUCGUCUGCCUUGCUUGCUCUCUGCCUCAUCGUGGCUCUCAGAGUCUCAUCCAGCUUCCGGCCAUUUGUAUAGAGAAUCUUAACACACACACACCCAACACUCUUCCCCACCCACUGCACACACAAAACACACUACACAGACACUUUUUUAACAAAUUGAAUGCAAUAAUCGGUACUUUUUUUUUAUUUUUUAUUUUAUGACUUUUGACCCCUCCCCCCUCGCUUACAAUUUACAUUCAAGUCUAAAAAAAAGAAGAAAACUUAAACAAAUUAAUUUUUUUUUUUGGCCCAACUUUUUUUCAAAUUUGAAUAUAUUUAUAUAUAAAUGACACACACACACACAAACACAAACACACAUUAUAAAUAAGUAGGUGUAGCGCUCGUGUGAUAGCAAAGCCUCGCAUGUGUUGCCUGUGCGGUGUGUGUGUGUGUGGAUGGGAGGGGAAAGAGGAAUUUAUUUCGGGGGUCGGAACAGACGCCACCGCCAUCUAGCGUUCGCUUUGGUUAUCUCACACACACCCCUCUUCAUCUCUCAAUUCUCUUUUUUUUAUUAUUCAUUUCAAUUAAUUUAAUGUCGAAAAAAUGAAUUAAUACUUUCACAUUCACUUGACGACGUUUGAUAGCUAAGGCGUCCGCGUGUGUAUGCAAAUAAUGACUAAUGCUGAUACUUAGUAAUACUAAAACAAGAAUGGAAACAAAUAAUAAUAAUAAUUCAGAAGGGAUUGCAGAUUUUUUUUUUUUUAGUUUUGGGUGGGAAAAGGGGGGUUUAUUUGAGGGGGAAACAAAAUUUGGGGGGCAUGACCCGACUUCCGUCCAGCAAAAUAAUUGAAUUCAAAUAUUUGCUCUGUAUUUGACGACGACAGCAGCCAUCGAAGAUGAUUCCCUCCUCUUUUUAAUAAUUUUUUUGAAAAAUAAUAAGCAAUUCGUUCGCGUUAGAUUCCACACAUUUUUUAAAAUAAAAAGUUAAAAAUUAAGAAUUGAUUUGGAAAUAGUAAAAAAACGGGAAUUGCGCGACCCCCGAGCCCCUAGUCAGUGCAACAAAAGUUCUGUCGCGCGCCAAGGGUCAACAAUUUGAAACAAGGAAGGAACAAUUGAGAGAGAGAUUUGACAUUGAAUGGGAUCGAAUUUAAUGGACUACACUAAUAGCACUACUACCAUUACUAUUACUUACAAAAUCUCAUGCCCCACUAGAUUUUUAAAAAAUAAAAAGACGCUUUCUUUUUAAAUUUUGUCGUGAACAAAAAACUAAACUUGGAAAAAUGAAUUUGGAACUGGAAAAGUGAUUGAAUUCCGAUUAUUUCCCCACCACAUUUUCUCUGCGCUUUUCUUGAAAUAUCCGCGUUUGAAGCGCACGACACCAAUUAAAAAAAAUAAUAAUAAUUUCCCGCGUUUUGAAAGAGAAAAAUGUUUUUCCUUCCCCGUUGUAAUUUGCAUUAAAAAAAAAGACCCAAAAUUAAUUUUUUGGUUUGAACAAUUUUUUUUUCUGAAUAAUUAUUUAGUGUAUUAUUAAUUGAUUAAGACCGUGCCAAAUUCGAUUCAUCCUCGUUUAAAGGCUCUCCACACUCCCUUCUGAUUUGGUUGGUGAAAAAUAUGCAAAAAUCGAUAAAUGAAUUUUUGUGUUUUCUUUUUUUGAAUUGUAUUGUACAGUCCCCUCCUUCAUGUUUCUAUUUUUUUCGAAUUACUAUUACAUUUUUCUACAUUCUUUUUUUUUUCCGCAAAAAAAAAAUUAAAAUUAAAAAACAAAAAAAAAAUAAUUUUGAAAAAAAAAAGAAAUUGCGACGUUGUUUAAUGGUGAAAAAAAAAAGAAAUUGUUUUGUUCUCUCGGAAACAAAGAACUUGUUCAUUUUUGUUGCUGUUUUUAAAAAAACAUUCAAAUUGUGUCUUUUGUCUCUUUCUCUCUCUCUCUCCUUUUUGAUCGAUUUGUUUCUUUUUUGCUCGUGUUUCCCUCCUCCUCCGUUCGUGGAAUGCGUGAAAUGUGAUACCGCCGAAUGUGGACGAUCGAGCUCGAUCUUGUAUGUAAAUGUGCUGCGUGCGGAUGACGAAGAAAAAGAAGAAGAAAAUAACAAGAACAACAACAACACACAACAACCAACCAACAACAACAAUAAUAAUAAUAAAUAUUGAAAUGAAAAUUGAAUCGAGGGGCCGUCUAGAGUCCCGAUCUUUUUUGUUUUUGAUGGAAUUUGUAGAAUACAACAACACAAAAAAUGAUGAAAAUUGA
This is a messenger RNA of Daphnia pulicaria, 4830 nucleotides long. It is a transcript of the gene dally, whose product is annotated as glypican-5-like. The coding region runs from base 484 to 2682 and encodes 732 amino acids. Lineage: Eukaryota; Metazoa; Arthropoda; Branchiopoda; Diplostraca; Daphniidae. The transcript has 7 exons. Gene Ontology annotation, cellular component: extracellular region; plasma membrane; cell surface. The record is from RefSeq and is a predicted model, not a curated record. Gene Ontology annotation, biological process: regulation of protein localization to membrane; cell migration; positive regulation of canonical Wnt signaling pathway.